AACAUGGCAAAUGUUGCUGCAUAUCAAUAUGUGUGCCCAUACUGAAUUGUUUUCCAUAUAAUGUUUCAACGUCUUUUACCUACUAAAACUUUUCCAUGAAAACCGUCCCCAAGGCUCAAUUUAAAAGCUGAAGAGUUGUCAUCAGAAAGAUCGCUGGCCGGCAUUUUGAUAGAAAAGAAAAGAUGAGGGGAAAGGCAGGUUCAGGUAAGACCAUAUUGUUCGUAUGCAUUGCAUGCUUUCUUGCUGGAAUACUCUUCAGUGGCCAGAUGUGGACACGCCCCUCCAACAACCAUGAAAAUACACUACUACCACCCAGACCUGAUUGUGAUCAUAAGCGAAAACUGAUUGAAGGCAGACCUGGUGAUGUAAUGGAGGAAGUCGUGAAGACCCAUCAAGCUAUCAAGUCACUGGAUAAGGCAGUUUCGACAUUGGAAAUGGAACUGACAGCAGGUCGAACAAGCCAAACUGGAGGGCGGCAACAGUCUUCAAACCACAGUGCACAGAAGGCUUUUGUGGUGAUUGGUAUUAACACAGCCUUUAGCAGCAAAAGGAGAAGAGACUCCAUACGCCAAACAUGGUUACCAAAAGGAAAUCAGCUUAAGGAAUUAGAGAAAGAGAAGGGCAUUAUUGUAAGGUUCGUGAUCGGCCACAGUACCACACCAGGAGGCAUUCUUGAUAAAGCAAUUGAUGCAGAGGAGGCAGAACACAAGGACUUCCUCAGGUUAGACCACGUUGAGGGCUACCAUGAGCUAUCCACCAAGACUCGCCUCUACUUUUCCACUAUCAUUUCUACGUGGGAUGCUGAUUUCUAUGUCAAGGUCGACGAUGAUAUCCAUUUAAAUUUAGGUAUGCUAGUGAGUACACUUGCCAAGUACCGAUCAAGACCCAGGGUUUAUAUUGGUUGCAUGAAAUCUGGUCCUGUUCUAUAUCAAAAUGUGAGUGGCAGAGGAGCAAAGUAUCAUGAGGCUGAGCACUGGAAGUUUGGAGAGGAAGGAAACAAGUAUUUUAGGCAUGCCACUGGCCAAGUAUAUGCCAUCUCCAAGGAUCUUGCUACUUAUAUAUCCAUCAAUUGGCCCAUAUUACACAGAUACGCAAAUGAAGACGUAUCUUUAGGUUCAUGGUUAUUGGGCCUAGAAGUUGAACAUGUCGAUGAACGCUCUAUGUGUUGCGGGACCCCUCCAGAUUGUGAUUGGAAGGCAAGGACAGGAAAUGUGUGCGUGGCAUCUUUUGAUUGGUCGUGCAGUGGUAUCUGUAAGUCGGUGGAGAGAAUGAGAGAUAUACACAAAACUUGUGGGGAGGGUGACGGAGCUGUUUGGAACGUUGACCUCUAAUUCUCAAAUUGAGACAUAGAAAAUCUUACUUUACUACUUUUGCAUUAAGAGGAAUUGAAUACAUUUUCCUUUUAUUUUGAUGAAAUUUGUUAGAGUUUCGUUGAGGAACAAUAUCUAUAGUAUUAGUAACUGAAUAACCUUGUUUCAUCAAAAGAAAAAUCAAUAGUAACCUUACGUUUUGUUUA
Messenger RNA from Glycine soja, 1516 nucleotides. RefSeq names its product probable beta-1,3-galactosyltransferase 8. The record is from RefSeq and is a predicted model, not a curated record. Bases 183 to 1331 code for a protein of 382 amino acids. Gene Ontology annotation, cellular component: Golgi membrane. NCBI's taxonomy places the organism in Eukaryota, Viridiplantae, Streptophyta, Magnoliopsida, Fabales, Fabaceae. The transcript is spliced from 8 exons. Gene Ontology annotation, molecular function: hexosyltransferase activity.